AUGGACGGUGAUGCUGAUGUUUCUUUGUUUUUCCUAACCCGCAGGAAAAAUGAGUUGGAGUUCGGAAUUGAACCGGAGGACUUAGGCGGUGGCCAUACGGACAUCGUUGGUCCAUAUGAGGAGUGGAGGAGUACGUACGAAGCAAUUAAAGCAGAGAAAGUGCUUCGGAUGGAGUUUAGUAGUCCAGAAGAAGCACGGAAGUUCUACAACGAUUAUAGUCGAGUAAAGGGUUUUGCGACGAGGCAGGGGAAGAAGAUUAAGAAUAUUUCUGGGAAAAUUGUUCGGUACACAUUUGUUUGCAACAGAGAAGGAUUUAGACACAAGAAGUGGUUGGAAAAGAGCGAUCGUAAGUGA
This is a messenger RNA of Arachis ipaensis, 354 nucleotides long. The record is from RefSeq and is a predicted model, not a curated record. NCBI's taxonomy places the organism in Eukaryota, Viridiplantae, Streptophyta, Magnoliopsida, Fabales, Fabaceae.